Molecule: messenger RNA, 3430 nt
Organism: Scomber scombrus (Atlantic mackerel)
Lineage: Eukaryota; Metazoa; Chordata; Actinopteri; Scombriformes; Scombridae
Gene: rhot1b
Product: ras homolog family member T1
Exons: 20
Coding region: 266-2248 (660 amino acids)
Biological process (GO): small GTPase-mediated signal transduction; regulation of mitochondrion organization; mitochondrion transport along microtubule
Cellular component (GO): mitochondrial outer membrane
Molecular function (GO): calcium ion binding; GTP binding; GTPase activity
Source: RefSeq, a predicted model, not a curated record
ACAGCAGCGACAGCCCUUUUUGACUGUCUCUUCCUGGCAGGCGGAAUAUAACAAAACACACUGCUUGUACCUUGGAUAUCCUCCGGUUUGUACUUACUCUACUGUCCGCUGUGAGCCACCGUAGGCCGGAGCUGAAAUGCGAACGUAGCUGUUAGCGAGCGAGCCAGGCCGCGGAGAGCUGGCCCGGCUGUACCCUUCAUCCAGACAGGAGCCUAAAUGUGUCACACAAACCAGUUUACCGAGUUGGAUCUCGACGCUGGAGAAGAUGCGCAAGGACGUGAGGAUAUUACUAGUGGGGGAGCCCAAGGUGGGAAAGACGUCUCUCAUCAUGUCCCUGGUCAGCGAGGAGUUCCCAGAAGUGGUUCCUUACCGAGCUGAGGAGAUCACCAUACCUGCAGAUGUCACACCGGAGAGAGUUCCCACACACAUUGUGGACUAUUCAGAGGCUGAGCAGACAGAUGAGCAGCUGUUUCAGGAGAUUGCCAAGGCAAAUGUGAUUUGCAUUGUGUACUCUGUCAACAACAAGAAGUCCAUAGAAAAAGUGACCAGCCAUUGGAUCCCCCUCAUUACUGAGAACACAGACAAGGACAGCAGGGUUCCUCUGAUCCUGGUGGGGAACAAGUCAGACCUGGUAGAGCACAGCAGCAUGGAGACCAUACUGCCCAUUAUGAACCAGUACAGUGAGAUAGAGACUUGUGUUGAGUGUUCAGCGAAGAACCUGAAGAACAUCUCAGAGCUGUUCUACUAUGCCCAAAAGGCUGUUCUUCAUCCAACAGGUCCCCUCUACUGUCCGGAGAAAAAAGAUAUGAAGCCACUUUGUGUAAAAGCCCUGACUCGAAUCUUCAAAGUGUCUGACCUAGACAACGAUGGUAUCCUCAAUGAUAAUGAGCUCAACUUCUUCCAGCGGACAUGCUUUAACACCCCACUAGAGCAUCAGGCGUUGGAGGAUGUAAAAAAUGUGGUACGGAGGAAUUUGAGCGAUGGUGUAUGUGACAACGGACUCACUCUGAAAGGCUUCCUAUUCCUUCACACGCUGUUCAUCCAGCGAGGUCGCCAUGAAACAACUUGGACAGUCCUCAGGAGGUUUGGAUAUGAUGAUGACCUGGAGCUAAAUCAGGACUACCUCUUCCCUCCGUUGAAAAUUCCUCCAGACUGCACCACAGAGCUCAACCACAAUGCCUACCUCUUCCUGCAGAGCGUCUUUGACAAACAUGAUAAGGAUCGUGACUGUGCCUUGUCACCAGAGGAGCUGAGGGACCUGUUUGAGGUUUUUCCGUACAUGCCCUGGGGCCCAGAUGUCAAUAACACAGUUUGCACUAAUGACCAGGGUUGGAUCACUUACCAGGGGUAUCUCUCACAGUGGACGUUAACAACUUAUCUCGACGUCCAGCGAUGCCUGGAGUAUUUGGGUUACCUCGGUUACUCAAUAAUUGCUGAGCAGGAGUCCCAAGCAGCAGGAAUUACAGUGACCAGAGAUAAGAAGAUUGACUUGCAGAAGAAGCAGACCCAGCGCAGUGUCUUCCGCUGUAAUGUCUUUGGAGACGUUGGCAGCGGCAAGAGUGGCUUCCUCCAAGCCUUCCUGGGUACAAACCUCAUGCGCCAAAAUAUGAUAAGAGAGGAACACAUAUCCUAUUACGCCAUCAGCACAACCUAUGUUUACGGUCAAGAGAAAUACCUUCUUCUUCAUGAAGUGUUCCCCGACUUUGACUACCUGUCUGAUGCUGAUCUGGCCUGUGACAUUGUCUGCCUGGUCUAUGACAUCAGCAAUCCUUACUCCUUUGAGUACUGCGCCAAAGUCUUCAAGCAAUAUUUCAUGGACAGCAAGAUUCCAUGUAUGAUGAUAGCAGCUAAGUCGGACCUGCCAGAGGUCAAACAGCUGUACGGCUGCAGUCCUCUGGAGUUCUGUAGGAGGCACAAGAUGCCACCUCCACAGUCGUUCACCUGUAACACUGCAGAUGCACCCAGCAGAGACAUCUACACCAAGCUUACCACAAUGGCCAUGUACCCCCAUGCCAGGCUGCGCUGCAUGUGCACUUGUAACCGGUGCACCUUCUGCUUGUGUCAGAACUUCCUCAACUCUGAGCUGCUGCAGACGGUCAGGGCCAAACUCUACACUGUGGUACUCAGAAGACACAUGAGCCAAGCAGACCUAAAGAGCUCGACCUUCUGGCUGAAAGCGAGUGUCGGGGCCACAGUGUUUGUGGUGCUGGGCUUCGCCAUGUACAGAGUACUGCUCAAACCACGGUGAUUCUGCGGCACCUGGGUCCAACCCCCCUUUACACAGGGUACAUAUAGAACUAUUUUGACCAGUCCCACCAUAAGACUUCCCACCUUGUAUUUAGUAAAUUUAUGGAAAAAUCUGUGAUGGGUUUAUUGUUGGAAAGGUCCCAAUAAGUUGAAAACAAAAUGUGUGCAAGCUUACCUUAACUUUUAUUUUAUUUUUUUGCAUUUUCUUUCCAUUUUACAUUUCUCUUCUUGGGGAUAAAAGAGAAGAAAAAAAAAUUUAAUUUUGUACCAAAAUUGCUAAUUUGCUUAAUCUGUUUGUUUGCAAGUAUUUGCAAAGUAAAAAUAAUAUAUUUAUAUUUAUAUUGAAAAAUAGAGGCUGCUGAUGAGCCGUAGUGAGCUACAUCCGAGAGUCGCAUAAAUAGCUAUUUUUUUGGUUGCUCGCUGAUUUAAAUAAUGAACAACUCGGUGUCACUUGUACAAGGGAUUGUGAUGUGAGGGAUGCAAUAGAAUCCAUGAUUUUAUUAGAGUGAACAAUAUGUAAAUACUGUAUAUAACAUAGUGGAUGUACAUUUGUUUGUCAUUAGUCCAAAAAGGGUCAUUUUUGAUUCACAUUCAGACACUAAAUGCAAAUGAACUAGUUCAACAAACAGGUCAUAAACUACACUGAGAAUUUCACAAACAUAAGCAUUGAUUCUCAACACUGACAGAUUAUUGGUUUGCCUGUCAUGGCCAAACGUUUGGAUGCACACUUUUUCUUUUGAUGUUUGUACAUCUGAGCAGGUCGGUGUUUGAUGAACGGAUGUGAGUAUGUGGAACGAAGCUGCUCUCUCUCAUGUCUUCCCACGUUGGUCACUUUACUUUUCGUGUGUGUUUGUGUGCUUAAAUAGUGAAAAUAUACACUGUGUACUGCAUGCUUCAUAAUUUCUCACCACAUUCCAGUGUGUUAAGAAUUGCCGUAUAAAAAUGACCAUGCCAACUUCUCCACAUUGCUUGCAAGUUCUCAAGGAUCCAUGGAUUCAGAAAAGUCUCAUGGUCUUUUUGUCGGACCCCCCUGUUGAUCCCUGGUUAGCUCUCCUGGUUGCAGAAGAUGCAAUCAGUCCGUUAUCAGUUUUCAUGCAAUUGUACCUGCCUGCCAUGGUCUUCAGUUUGAUGUAUUGACUCAUCCCUGCCUUUCCAAAAGUUUACAAUAAAUAAAUGUCUGUUA